AUGCAAAAGGAUCUUAACAGCUUUGACAAAUCGCAUGCAUACUCCUACGUGGAGAGUAAGAGACUGGGGAAGAAAACCUACAAAGAGCAAUAUGUCUACAUUUACAAGAAAGAUGUGCUGCAGGUCCGAGAGCAUUGCCAGUAUCCUGAGCUAGAGGGAGGAGAGGGGACGAAUAACGACACUGAGGUUUUCUCCAGAGAGCCUUUCAUUGUCCGGUUUCACUCACCCACUACCUUGGUGAAGGAUUUUGUCUUGGUGGGCCAACACACCUGUCCCAAAACGGCAAUGAAAGAGAUCGAUGAACUCUACACUGUUUUCAAUGGGAUCUGCAAGAAGUGGAAGACUGAGAAUGUGGUGAUCUUAGGGGACCUGAACGCAGCCUGCAGCUACAUCACCAUCAAGGGCUUUAGAGCUGUGCGUUUGAGAAGCGACCCCAAGUUCCGCUGGCUGAUUGGAGAUGAACAGGAUACAACCGUUCGGCAGAAGACACACUGCGCUUACGACAGGAUAGUUAUUCAUGGCAGAGAGAUGAUCUCUGGGAUAGUUCCAGAUUCAGCUAAACCCUUCAACUUUAAAGAGGAGUUCCACCUUACUGAAGAAGAGGCCUUGGAAGUCAGCGACCACUUCCCAGUAGAAGUUGACCUGAAGCCCAUCCAUCGCUAUCUCCUGCGCCAUGAACUUUAGCCCCCACUGCGCCAUCAACAUUACCAACAACCAUUGCAAUCAUGUUUUUACUCCCAAUUAUUUCAGUUGUAUUUAUUUAUUUCAAUUUAUUUUAGGUACUUAAAUUCAAUUAUGUAGGAGUUUAGAAAAAAAAUUAAGAGUGAUUUUUGUUGGAAUUUAUACUGUACCAAACUGUAUAUAUUAUUAAGGAAAAUAAACAAACUAUGUCUUUGUCUGCACAGAGACUAAUAAAUGUAAUAUAUUGGAUAUCUAAA
Molecule: messenger RNA, 938 nt
Organism: Oncorhynchus tshawytscha (Chinook salmon)
Lineage: Eukaryota; Metazoa; Chordata; Actinopteri; Salmoniformes; Salmonidae
Product: deoxyribonuclease gamma-like
Exons: 8
Coding region: 1-684 (227 amino acids)
Biological process (GO): DNA catabolic process
Cellular component (GO): nucleus
Molecular function (GO): DNA nuclease activity
Source: RefSeq, a predicted model, not a curated record